This is a messenger RNA of Metopolophium dirhodum (rose-grain aphid), 2177 nucleotides long. Its product is annotated as zinc finger protein 511. The transcript has 4 exons. Bases 161 to 721 code for a protein of 186 amino acids. The record is from RefSeq and is a predicted model, not a curated record. NCBI's taxonomy places the organism in Eukaryota, Metazoa, Arthropoda, Insecta, Hemiptera, Aphididae.
CGAUAACCGUGAUAAUAUUGUAUAUUUUCAAUUUUGUUAAAUUAUUGUUUAUGCUAUGAAAAAAAAAACACCGGUUUUUAAUAUUAUUGUAAUUUGUAUUUUCUAAUAAUUAAUAAUAUAAGAAAUAACUAAUAUCGCUGUACUUCUAAUCAUAUAAAUUAUGACGAGCAUGGAGAAACUUCAACUAUUACUUGCUCGUGGCACAGGGCAUAAGAAUUUAGUCGAUGACCUUUUCAAAACAGUUGACGAUUCGUUAAAAGUUUAUAGACGAGUAGGAGUUUUUGAAAUUAUUGAUCAAUCCGAUGAACAAAGAUGCACUGAUAAUUUUCAAUGCAAUGUAGAUGGUUGUACUUCAAGUUUCACAUCAAUGGCUGAUUACGAUUCACAUUAUAAUUCAAAUCAUCGUUACACUUGCAUUUACUGUCGUAAACUAUUACAAUCUGCACAUCUCUUGGAUUUACAUUUGAGCGAAACACAUGAUAACUUUUUUAAAGUCUCCUCUGUUAAAAAACCAAUGUUCAAAUGUUUCAUUGAAACAUGUCAAACACAGUUUUGGAAUUCCGAAGAACGAAAUAUUCACUGUAGAGAAAUUCAUAAUAUGUCAAAGGGUUUCUUGCAGCAUUAUGGAAAUAAAAAAAAUCAGAAAAAUAACAAGAAAAUUAAAUAUACUGCACCACCAAAUUUAGAAUCAAUGGUAGAAUCAAGCAUGGUUAUAAAUUAAUUUAAAAAAAAGUUAAUUUACUAACAAUGUAUAGACAACAGUCUAUUUAAAUCUUUUGGAAAACUAAGUAUGAAUUACUGUCUGAAAUCAACUAAAUCACUUAAAAUAUUGUUUUAUGGGUUAUUACAUUAUACCUACUAAUUACUAAUCAAUAAAUUAAGUAAAUGAUUUGAACAAAUUGUUAUUAUAUUUUACUCCAGUGUUAACCUGGCACACCAAUAGCCCCUAGAACAUUUUUUAAGAGGCUCCAUACUUAAAAAAGUAUAAUAGCCUUGAAAAAACUAAUCAAAAUAUAAUCUAUUUAUUUUAUUUUAAACAUAAAUCAAUCAAUUUUGUAAACAUUUUUUAUUUUAUUAUUGUGCUUUGUUGCCCGUAAAAAAUGAAAUAAUUUAAUAAAUUGUGAUUGUUCAACUCCUUUUGGGGUUAACUUGCUGCAGUAAGUGUAACUCAACAUUAGAUUUGAUGCAUGCUUACACCUGAUUGCCCGAUUAACCAAUGGCAACCAAUUAUAAACAACAAUUUCUACUGUAAAUCUCAAAAUACCCGUUUGAGCUUCUCCCUGGACCAACAGGGUCCAAUUGUGAAUUUAAAUCAUCCCGAGAAACACUCAAACACACAAAACAUUUCAUAAUAAUCCGUUCAUCUGUUUAGGAAUGCAUUAAGGACAAACGGGCAGACAAAAAUUAAUUUUUAUAUAUAUAGAUAUAAAAUAAAAUAGUAGGAAAGUAUAAUAAAAACUUUUUCUUACAAAAACUCAUUUAUUAUAGGUGUUAAAUAAAAUAAGAUUAAGUGUAUAAUAUUGGUAUCAUGAAGAAUAAAACAAUUAAUUAUCCUCAUAUUUGUUUUUGUUUCAACCAAUUUUUGACUCUCAGUUAUCACAUAUUUUUCUACAAACAUUAAUGAUUUUAGGUGACAUGCCGUUUAAUGAGCUACCUUGCCUGUAUGCUCUACCGUAGAUUACGAUCUACUAAUGGUUACGGGACUCUAGUUGUAUGCACUCUACCAUGUGAUUACAAUGAUUGUAUUUAAUGUACAUACUCAAUGCCUCAAAAGAUAGAAGGUUUGUGGAGGACUAUGAAGGCUAAAAAUCAUAAAAAAAAAUAUGUGUGGUACAACUCUAUAUUUGCUUCCAAAGUAUAAUAUCAUAUACUAAUAGAAUUUUAUACAUUUAUAAAUAUAAUUAAUUAUUACAGGUAUCUUAUUGAAACAAGAUGAAAAGGAAUCAAUAAAAAGGACUCAUGUUAUGCCUUAUUAUAGGGAACAUGGCAUUAAUAUUUUAAUUUUUUGUUUUAAAUUAUUAAAUAUAUUUUAAAAGAACAACAUUUUAUAGUGUAUAUUUGUAACUUGUACAUGAUAUAUAACAAGACAACGACAAUAGCACUGUUGCUAAUAUAUUAUAUUACCUACUUAUUUAUAAUAACUUUUAGUAUUAUUUAUCUCGUCAUUAAAAUUGCUU